This is a messenger RNA of Rhagoletis pomonella (apple maggot), 2096 nucleotides long. RefSeq names its product RNA-binding protein fusilli-like. Gene Ontology annotation, biological process: exonucleolytic trimming to generate mature 3'-end of 5.8S rRNA from tricistronic rRNA transcript (SSU-rRNA, 5.8S rRNA, LSU-rRNA). Gene Ontology annotation, molecular function: nucleic acid binding; 3'-5'-RNA exonuclease activity. NCBI's taxonomy places the organism in Eukaryota, Metazoa, Arthropoda, Insecta, Diptera, Tephritidae. The transcript has 6 exons. The coding region runs from base 1255 to 2058 and encodes 267 amino acids. The record is from RefSeq and is a predicted model, not a curated record.
AUUCGAAAAAUAAAAAUUAUAGAAUCUCCAACGAUUAGAAGAAUUAAAUAUUCUCGAUUCGCCAGCGAUUCGAAGAAAAAAUUUCUCGAAUCGCCAACGAUUCGAAAAACUAGCAACACUCGAUUCGCUAACGAUAGGUGACUCUCCUACGAAUUCGAAUUCGGCGAUCUAUCGUCGCGAAGUAUCGUCUCGAUAGUUCUUUCAGAGAAAACGAGUUCGCGUCGAAUUCGUUGUGUUUAUUGGGUACACAUGUAUUAAAUGUCUUGUUACUCUCAAUUUUGUAUGUUUGCUCGGUGUAAGAUAGGUUUGCGGGCCCACUUGUUGGUGUUUUCUCUGAUAUUUUCACAAAUAUGUUGGUCAAAGGCUGAUACCUAGUACAUCAACGAUCACUCAAAGUGUAAGUCAGUUGCUAUCAUAACACCAAGAGACGAGCGCGAGAACACCGGUAACCGUCGAAAGCUUUACACGGUGCGGUAUUUAUUUGUGGCCAAACUUUUGAUUCGAACACGUUAAAAUUUGUGGUAUUGUGGUAGAUGUUGGUGCAUGUUGUAUACACUGUUUGCUUUGGCAAUAAAUCGUUUUUUUUUUUUUUAAUUCAACUUAAAACGCAAGAACAUACCGGUCAGAUGUUGUUAUGUUAAAAUCGCGAACUUCCUUAGGUUAUUUAAAAGAAUGGUAGCAAUAUACAUAUGUAUGUAUAUUAACAUUUUUUCACACGCAAAAAUAUGUCUGAAACUCUCUUUGAUUGAUCAUACGAAAAGAGUUGGUGAAGCUCAUAAAAUACACGAGAAAAAAUGAAAACUCAUGAAUGCAACGGCGUAACAGGUAGCCCCAACCACAUACAUACAUACAUAUUAACAAGUAACUAAAGGAGGCUUGCAGCGAAAUUGAUAGUUGUAAAACCAUCGAUGAUCACAGAAGAGGUCACCUUGAUUAUAAAUUUCUGGAACUUGGUGGCUGGAUGUCUUCCUUCUCGGAUAGUUGCUAGACGACAAUAUAUUGGAGCUGAAGAGACGUUAUUUCAGAUAAGUCGGACAUGAGAUAAGAGAAGUGUGAAUGACACUGGUUUACUUUAAUUCGUGACAAGAGUAUAACCGAUUUAAUAGAUUAUAGUAUCCUAUUGGAAAGAUUUUCACACUUAAAGAAUAUACAAAUGCAAAAGCAAAACCGAGGAACAUACUGUCUGCGACUUCAUAGAUCAGCCUGAUACUAGCCAAAAGUUGCACCAAACGCGACAAAUAUUAGAAAGAAAAUAUGCAGGUUCCAGAGCGAUUGGUAUCACUAUAUAUUGCAACUUGCGGACAAAAUGGCCCCGGACUGGGAGCAGAUGAAAAGGAAAUAAUACUGCUGGUGUACGUUGUUUUGGAAGCAAGCAGUGGCAAGAUCAUUGGCACGAAACAGCUUUUGGUGCGACCUGAAGGAGGGUUUGCAAAGGAUAUUACUGUGUCUGGUUCGUCUGCAGCACCUCUAGUCGAUGGCGCGUCAUCACCUCCGCUUGCUUCACAGCAUGCCGAUGUAAUUAACAACAACAAUACCAACAUAUGCAACUCCAACACAAUUGGGAAAAGUAUUUACAACAACCCAAACUCUACUUUACUAAUUAAUAAUAACUCCACGAUCUCCGAUGGAUCGACGCUGAAUAGCACAAAUUUAAAAGCAGCACCUGGCAUUGUGACUCCAACGCUACUUUCCGAAGAAUUACCAAUAGCCGUUGUACAGUCAACAGGGAAACCACUUAAAGAAGCCAUCGACGAGUUCGAUGAGUAUUUACGCUCUCUAACACUAAACACCGACGAUGCCGAUAGUGUGAAAAUUAUCACCGACGGGCAACUUCCGCUGCGCCAAUGCUUGCAUCGAGAGGCAUGUGCCAAAGACAUCCUGCUGCCAAACUACUACAACCGCUUCUGUGAUCUGCGUAAAGAAUUUCUCAAAUAUAAAUCCGGCGAUUUAUCACGAGCUCUGGUCCCCGUAAAGGACAUUAAAAAAAUACUCCAAAUACCGACCGUCUCGCCUCCACAAAGUAUCGGCGAAAUGAUGAAAGGUGAGGCAUUAAAAUGAACUAAUAUUAUACAUUAGGGUGGUUAAAAAAAAAAAGU